AUGUAUGGCCUUCAAGCCAGUAAACAACUCUCACAAAACUUUUUAUUAAAUCUUCAUGUAACGGAUAAAAUUGUGCGAGUAUGUGGUGAUAUUUCUAAUAAGACUGUGAUUGAAAUUGGACCUGGACCAGGUUGUUUAACCCGAUCGAUUCUUCAGGCUAAUCCUAAACGAUUAAUUGUUGUUGAGAAGGAUGAACGAUUUAUGCCUGCUCUUCAAAAUCUUCAACAAAGUGUGGAUGAUGGUAAAAUGCAUAUUGUUCAAGGAGAUAUAUUAAAAGUGGAUCAAUUUAAAUUAGUGGAUCACUUUUUGGAGAAGGAUGAAAAGGUUUUAAAGAAUUCGGAUGAAUUGGCCAAUGUAGUAUUUAUUGGUAAUUUACCUUUCGGAAUUGCAACACCAUUAUUGAUUAAUUGGUUGAAGGAUUGUGCUAAUGGAACUGGUGCUUUUGCAUUUGGAAAGAAAAUUCCGAUGGUUUUAAUGUUUCAAAAGGAGGUUGGAUUGAGAAUGAGUGCAAAAAAUUCUACAAAGGAAUUUGGUAGACUUUCAGUUUCUUCACAGAGUGUGUGUGAUGUUGAACACAUGUUUGUAGUGAAUGCCAAGAGUUUCGUACCUGCUCCUAAAGUGGAUGCAAGUGUAAUGAGAUUGAUACCAAAGACAACACCACUCAUUGAUAAUUCACUCGUUCAAUUUGAGGAUUUGGAACAAUUUUGUAGAAUUAUUUUCAAUGGUAAACGUAAACAAUUGAAUACUAAUUUGAGUUCAUACUUUUCUCCCAAGCAAUGUGCUUAUAUUGCUGCAGGUGCAGUUGAGGGUGGUUCAAAGAAUAUGGAUAGUGUCAAUGCUGUUCUUUCACAACGUUCUCAAGACUUGACAGUUGAGGAAAUUACUUCAAUGGCCAGAAGAUUUGUCAGACUGCGUGAAAGUGAUCCAGCUAUUAAGGAUUUAUUAAAGAGAGCUUAA
This is a messenger RNA of Naegleria gruberi, 957 nucleotides long. RefSeq lists its product as uncharacterized. Bases 1 to 957 code for a protein of 318 amino acids. Gene Ontology annotation, molecular function: mitochondrial transcription factor activity; rRNA (adenine-N6,N6-)-dimethyltransferase activity. The record is from RefSeq and is a predicted model, not a curated record. Gene Ontology annotation, biological process: transcription initiation at mitochondrial promoter; rRNA methylation. Gene Ontology annotation, cellular component: mitochondrial matrix. The transcript has a single exon. NCBI's taxonomy places the organism in Eukaryota, Heterolobosea, Eutetramitea, Acrasida, Naegleriidae.